UGAUAAACGACGCGCUUCUCUUAUCACGAACACCAUAAGGGUAAUGGUUUCCGUUCAGCAGUGAGUGCAACUGACGACCCACGUGUGAUAAACAGGAAGGCGCAAUAAAUCGCUAUAAAAUAUGGAAACGUGUAUACCAAAGAUGGAGAUUACCCUAUCCGUGGAGGAAGAAAAUGCGCUCACGCUGUACGAAGAGCUCGAGCAGACGGAUAUCAAUCCGACCAACCUUAACGUCAACUGUUGCUGCGGGCUGCUCCGCACCUCACCCUUCCACCAACCAAAGGCCUCGGUCGGUUCCCCCGAUCGUCUCCAUCUUCCCGAUCCAACCGAUCGCGAUGCACAUUCCUCUAGUCACGCAGCACAAAGCAAUCACCAUCACCACCAUCAUGAUCAUCACCGGCCACACCAUGACCAAGACGAGGACGAGGAAGAUGACGAGGUCAGCGUGGAGUACGACCGAUGGCGUCACAAUGUCACCCGCCGGAACGAGCGAUACCGGGCGUUUGGACUGCUGGAGUCCAGCAUCCUCAACAGCUUCCAGCUGCAAAACUUUCGCCGCAAAACGCCGAGCGUGUUCGAUUCGUCCAGCUCCUCCGGGCAGACGAGCUGCAGCUCGACGACGUCCAGCAUGAUCGAGGACAUCUCGGACAAGAUCGAGGAGAUCAGCAAGCUGGACACCAACAUCCAUUCGCUCAUGUACAAAUCGGUCGAGCUGCACAACGACAUACUGUCCUUGGAAGCCACCACCAACCGGCUGAUCGCGGACACGCGCAAACUAUCGGACGAUCUCGACGACGUGCGGUUCCUGGACGAGCUGAUCACCAUCCUGAACGGGGACAUCGGCCCAGUGAUACACCGCGAGUGGCCGUACAAAAUCGACACCGAUGCGCCGAUCGAAGAAGGUACGCCGGUCACCUAAGGCCGGAAAAACCAACACACCGUCAAACGACCAAAAACCGAACCAGUCAACCUCGUGAUAUUAGCCGCCGUCAACUAUUUGCCAAUCUGUGCCGCCGUGUCUCCGACUGACGGGGCGCCCAAGCGCACCGUUUCUUGAGCCGGGCUUAUUACGCCAUUAUGUAUGUGUCGAUAUGUCCCCCGCCAUGCCGGGGUGCAUAAGAAAGUGGACCGCAAGAACCUAAGAACGCGCGAACGUACUAUUAAGGAACUA
Anopheles coustani is the source of this 1171-nucleotide messenger RNA. RefSeq names its product lateral signaling target protein 2 homolog. The transcript has 3 exons. NCBI's taxonomy places the organism in Eukaryota, Metazoa, Arthropoda, Insecta, Diptera, Culicidae. Bases 122 to 919 code for a protein of 265 amino acids. The record is from RefSeq and is a predicted model, not a curated record.